GUUUACUUCUGUUGCAUGAUUUCAUGUACUGUUAAUCGAUAUUCCAAAGCCAUGUCUGAAGUCAACAUUCCUAUAGUUGAUCAGAGCGAGAUAGAACUAGAGAACCUUCCAAUAGGUAGAGGAGGGUAUGGAACUGUGUACAGAGGGAAGCACAGGCAGUUUGGUCAUGUUGCAGUAAAAACCUUGAUAAACAAUGGGCAAUUGCCAAAAAAGCAUUUAGAUGUGCUGCAAGCAGAGGCAAAGAAGUUAAUGGAGUUCUGUGAACAUGAUGGUAUCCUUCACUUAUAUGGCCUGAUAAUGCAGAGAGACAAUUACUCCCUUAUUCUAGAGUAUAUGCCCCUCGGAAGUCUUAUUGAUUUCCGUAAGCAAUUCUCCCCCCAGUUCCCUCUGUAUGUGAGGUUUCUGAUGGAGGUCUCAUCCGCCAUGGAUUUCCUUCAUUCUCGCAUUCCCACCAUUCUUCACCUGGAUCUAAAGGCAGACAAUAUUUUGCUGGAUGGUGAUAUGCAUGCUAAGGUGUCUGACUUUGGUUUAUCUGAAUGGAAAACUGUGACAAUGACAGCCACCAGACGAACGGACCAAUCAGACUCCAGUGGGCGUCGCUGCACAGUGUCACAUGUUCCUCCGGAGGUGUGGAGCAAUAUAAACACACCUUCAGACAGGUUCUAUGACAUCUACAGCUUUGCAAUCUGUGUCUGGGAGAUGUUGACAGGAGCUGUUCCAUAUGGAAAUGCAAGAGAUGACUUGAUUCGCUCAGCAGUUCUAAGUGGACAGCGACCUGACUUCAGUCUUAUACCUACUGGCUGUCCUCCAUUUCUGACAAAAUUAAUGACCAGGUGCUGGCACCAAAAACCUACACAGAGACCAUCGUUUGGAACAUUGAAGAAAGAAAUUGAGGAACAAUAUAAUAAGGAAUUCAAACGUGACAUAAUUACAGCACUGAAAAAUGUUAGGAGAGAAAUAAAGGAAUCUUUUACCCCAGAUAACCUAAUUUACAUCUACACUAAUCACAUUGAUCAUAUAAAUGAACCACAACCUGCUCAGAACACUUCUCCAAAGCAGCAAGGUUCAGAUCAAAGUUCAUCAGCUUCAACAAGUAGAUCUGCUUCCACAAGUACACAUGAACAGUCCAUCUCUCAAGGCCCUCAGACACCAGAAGUCAUGGAAACUGAAGAUGAGGGACCAGUACAAUCAGUGUUGUUUAAAAAAGAAUUGGAGAUGUCAAGUGCUGAAAAGACAUUUCGGAAAAUAUUGCGAGACCCUCUUGCUUUACUUGUUGCCCGUACUAAUUAUUGUAAUAGCUUCUUUAGUCUUGAUUCUAAGUAUAGUGCAAUAUUGAAUGAUGAUGAGAAAUUAAAGAGAUAUUUAGAUGAGGAUGAACUAUUUAAAAAAGAGAUUUUGUGUCCUGGAAAUGACUUUUGGGGUAAUAUAAGUGGAACACAUUUGAGGAUGGCAAAGGAAAGAGGACGUGCAUGGAAAGAAGCAAAUGCGAAGGAACUGGACAACAUAGCGCGGGCUGGACGAUAUGGUAAAACUGAUAGCUGGAAUCACAGGAACCAAGAAACUCCACGAACAGAACGUAGAAGGAGAGUGGAAAAAACAUUUGCGGAUCAUCCACAUAUUACUGAACUAAAGAAGGGUGGAAACUACUACAGAGUGAAAAAAGCUUUAGAAAAUCCUAGGAUGUUUGAAACUUUAUUACGAAGCAACGAUGCAGCCCCAGAAAGUAAUCCAUUGAGCCUUACGACCUUAGACCCAGAGGUCAUCAAACUGGCUAAAGAUCCUGUCCUUCUCCUUGCCCUGCUACACACAGAGUAUAGUCUUCUUAGUGAUUUGAUGAAGCCUGAAAAUCAAGAGUUGUUGAUGAAGGUCUUUGGGGAUGCCAAACAGAAGUAUCCUUUACCAGGUGGAGGGUAUAUAACAAAGCCAAGCAGUAGGCGAGGUUAUCCAAUGGGGAUGUUUCAUGACCAUGACAUGAUGAUGAUGUUGGACAUGAUGGGAGGUCCUGACCCGAUGAUGAUGAGGAGACACAUGAUGGACAGCGAUGAGGAUGACGAUCAUCCGACAAUGGGAGGGGGAUUAAGAGGGCUUCAUAGAAUCAAGGAAAUGUUCAAACCUUCUAGAAAAGAUCCAAUCAGCAUCAUGAGAAAUAUGGCUAAAACAAAUGAUAGGGAAAAAAGGGAAGCUAUGAGCAUGGGAGAACAAUCUAUAAAUAGGGAUAUAUUUUCAAGGAAAAGACCUAUGUUUUCUCCUUUGAUAAGAACGCCCUCAGCACCUGCGACAGUUACAUCCAGUAAAGCAGAAAAUAAAAACUUGUCUUUGGAGGAGACAAUAGAGAGAAACGAUCAAAUGACAGUCAAUUUAGCGCCCUCUAAUGAAGAAAGGGAGACCCAAACGACACUAAAUUUUGCGCCUUCUAAUGCAAAAAUCCCAAAGCUAAACACGGCCAAAACCUCUCAAACACAGAACGCUGUAAAUACAAACAAUACAAAAACUAGAGAAAAAACAGUAAUCCAGGACAGUGUUUCGUCUUUAGUCAGGGAUAGCAGCAUAUUGGAAUCAGGGGAGAUAAAUACUGGGACAGGUCGAGAGUCACCAGAGGAAGGUCAAGAACAGAUUGUAGCAAUCAAGGAAUCUACUUGACGCAGAAGUCGAUCGAUGAUUGAUUUUCGACAAACAAUCAAUUUACCUGAUCCAAAGGAAUUCAGCUAUCGAACUUUGGUUCAAUUUACACUAUACCUUGCAGGUGUUCCUCUACUGAGCUGAAUCUGAAUUUCUUACUCCUAGUACAUUCAGUUGUAAAUGUGUGAUGAAGCCAUUUUAAUAAAUAAAAAGUCCCA
Molecule: messenger RNA, 2837 nt
Organism: Saccostrea echinata
Lineage: Eukaryota; Metazoa; Mollusca; Bivalvia; Ostreida; Ostreidae
Product: receptor-interacting serine/threonine-protein kinase 3-like
Exons: 12
Coding region: 16-2640 (874 amino acids)
Biological process (GO): protein phosphorylation
Cellular component (GO): cytoplasm
Molecular function (GO): protein kinase activity; ATP binding
Source: RefSeq, a predicted model, not a curated record